UAUUAAAAGGACUGCCCUUCUCCUGUCCUCUCUCGUCUUUGGUUAACCAGCGAAGGAGUACAGCAAGGAGGAACUCUGGCGAGGCUGUUCUUGCUCCAGUGACAGGGAAAAGUGUCUCUGGGUUUGCUACGGGUGACCUACUGAGUGUCUGCCAUUCUCAUCCCCUGGGCAGCACACCAUGCCAGGAAGCGUGUUGUCACUGGUGGUGGCGGCGGUGGCAGUGACAGGGGCGGUGCAGGGCAGUAGCUGGACGCGGUAUCGCCCUCGCCACAGAUGCCUGGACUUGAAGACUAUAGUGGAUGCUGGCGAGGUUCUGAGUCUCCCGUUCAACAACAGAAAGAAGUACAAAUCAGAGCUGGACAUAAACGCCUACGUGCGGCCCGGCAGAGACUUCGAGGGCAUGAAUCUGGAGGUGGAGGGCGUGAAGGGCGUGGCAAACUUCUGGUAUCCCUGCAGCGCCGGUCCUCCUUGCUACUGGCGGCCCGGUAAGUGGCAGCAGGUACGAUUCAAGACAGUGACUUUGUUCUCCAAGACGACCUUCAGUGUUGGCUCAAUGACCUGUGGCGGGGCGUGCAUCUCCAUUGGGGAAGUGCUGAUGCCCAAGAGGUUCAGUCUGACAUCCAAGGGGUCCUCUAAAUGGAAGAUUCCACGCCCAGAAGCUUCCUGUCUUAGUGAAAUUCGUGUGAAGCCUCCCAUGAACUGGAUGGACGGGACCUCGUGCUCCCACCAUCACACUCAUCCUAUUGCCAUUCCUCUCAAUGUUACUGUUACGUUUCCCCACCACCGCAUCACGCCCUCCCCCACGCCCGCCACCACCAAGCCACCAAUACACGGCACACAUGUCACACACAAAAUUCCUCCCAUUUCUCCCACUACUGCUACCAUUCCACACCAAUCCAGGCAUUACCACGCCACCACCACCACUCCCACUAAUACCACUACUUAUAUGUACACUACACACUCACACCAACGCACUACAACACCUACUAUUAACACUACACUACACCAGCACAACACAACACCCAUUCCUAACACCACUACCACGACCCAUCAAACCACACGACACCAACACAACACAACACCGAUUCCUGACACCAUUACGACCCACCAAACUACACUACACCAACACAAAACAACAUCGAUUCCUGACACCACUACCACGACCCACCAAACCACACUACACCAACACAACACAACACCCAUUCCUAACACCACUACCACGACCCACCAAACCACACUACACCAACACAACACAACAUCCAUUCCUAACACCACUACCACGACCUACGCCUACCAAACCACACUACACCAACACAACACAACACCCAUUCCUAACACCACUACCACGACCCACCAAACUACACUACACCAACACAACACAACACCGAUUCCUGACACCACACUUAAAACCGACAUCACACCUUUUCAUCACCACACCACCACACCCUCUCCUAGCACUCAAACUUCCCGUCAGUCUGCCAACUCAGCUUCCAACGAGACUUCUAAUGAAACUUCCACUACAGCUGCCAGUGAACGUGUUAAGCAAACUUCCUUCAUUACUUACGUGAACUCUUCUGAAGGUUAUACUGAAACUUACGCCCAUUCUAACCAAACUUCAGAGCCCUCCAAGGAAACUUCACAAUCUUCCCAGGAAACUUCAGAACCUUCCAAGGAAACUUCAGAACCUUCCAUGGAAACUUCAGAGCCUUCCAAUGAAACUUCAGAACCUUCCAUGGAAACUUCAGAACCUUCCAAUGAAACUUCAGAACCUUCCAAUGAAACUUCAGAACUCUCCAAGGAAAUUUCAGAACCUUCCAAUGAAACUUCAGAAUAUUUCCAGGAAACUUCAGAACCUUCCAAUGAAACUUCAGAAUCUUCCAAUGAAACUUCAGAACCCUCCAAUGAAACUUCAGAACCUUCCAAUGAAACUUCAGAACCUUCCAAUGAAACUUCAGAACCUUCCAAUGAAACUUCAGAACCUUCCAAGGAAACUUCAGAACCUUCCAAUGAAACUUCAGAACCUUCCAAAGAAACAUCAGAACCUUCCAAGGAAACUUCAGAACCCUCCAAUGAAACUUCAGAACCCUCCAAUGAAACUUCAGAGCCUUCCAAUGAAACUUCAGAACCUUCCAAUGAAACUUCAGAACCCUCCAAUGAAACUUCAGAAAUCUCCAUGGAAACUUCAGAACCUUCCAUGGAAACUUCAGAACCUUCCAUGGAAACUUCAGAACCUUCAAAGAAAACUUCAGAACCUUCCAAUGAAACUUCAGAACCUUCAAAGGAAACUUCAGAACCUUCCAAUGAAACUUCAGAACCUUCCAAUGAAACUUCAGAACCUUCCAAUGAAACUUCAGAACCUUCCAAUGAAACUUCAGAACCUUCCAAGGAAACUUCAGAACCUUCCAGGAUAAUUGCAGAAGUAGAACCUUACAGGGAAACUGCACAGUUGGAACCUUCCAAAGAAACUUUAGAACUCUUCAAAGAAACUGCAGAAGUAGAACCUUCCCAUGAAACUUUAGAACCUUUCAAACAAACUGCAGAAGUAGGACCUUCCAUGGAAACUUCAGAAGUAGAACCUUCCAAACAAACUGCAGAAGUAGAACCUUCCAUAGAAACUGCAGAAGUAGAACCUUCCAAACAAACUGCAGAAGAAGGAUCUAUCAUGGAAACUGCAGUAGAACCUUCCAAACAAACUGCAGAAUUAGAACCUUCCCAGGAAACUUUAGUACCUUCCAUGGAAACUGCAGAAGUAAAACCUUCCCACGAAACUUUAGAACCUAAACAAACUGCAGAAGUAGAACCUUCCAAGGAAACUGCAGAAUUAGAACGUUCCCAGGAAACUUUAGUACCUUCCAUGGAAACUGCAGAAGUAGAACCUUCCCACGAAACUUUAGAACCUUCCAAACAAACUGCAGAAAUAGAACCUCCCAGGGAAAAUGCAGAAGUAGAACCUUCCAAACAAACUGCAGAAGUAGAACCUUCCAGGGAAACUGCAGAAGUAAAAUCUUCCCAUGAAACUUUAGAACCUUCCAAACAAACAGCAGAAGUAGAACCUUCCAGGGAAACUGCAGAAGUAGAACCUUCCCACGAAACUUUAGAACCUUCCGAACAAACAGCAGAAGUAGAACCUUCCAGGGAAACUGCAGAAGUAAAAUCUUCCCAUGAAACAUUAGAACCUUCCGAACAAACUGCAGAAGUAGAACCUUCCAGAGAAACUGCAGAAGUAAAAUCUUCCCAUGAAACUUUAGAACCUUCCGAACAAACUGCAGAAGUAGAACCUUCCAGAGAAACUGCAGAAGUAAAAUCUUCCCAUGAAACUUUAGAACCUUCCAAACAAACAGCAGAAGUAGAACCUUCCAGGGAAACUGCAGAAGUAAAAUCUUCCCAUGAAACUUUAGAACCUUCCAAACAAACUGCAGAAGUAGAACCUUCCAAGGAAAAUGCAGAAAUAGAACCUUCCAAGCAAACUGCAGAAGUAGAGGAAAAUGCAGAAGUAGAACCAUCCGAACAAACUGCAGAAGUAGAACCUUCCCAUGAAACUUUAGAACCUUCCAAACAAACUGCAGAAGUAGAACCUUCCCACGAAACUGCAGAAGUAGAACCUUCCCAUGAAACUUUAGAGCCUUCCAAACAAACUGCAGAAGUAAAACCUUCCAUGGAAACUUUAGAACCUUCCAAGCAAACUGUAGAAGAAGAACCUUCCCAUGAAACUUUAGAACCUUCCAAACAAACUGCAGAAGUAGAACCUUUCCACGAAACUUUAGAACCUUCCACGCAAACUGAAGAAGAACCUUCCCAUGAAACUUUAGAACCUUCCAAGCAAACUGUAGAAGAAGAACCUUCCAAGGAAACUGCAGAACCUUCCAAACAAACUGCAGAAGUAGAACCUUCCCACGAAACUUUAGAACCUUCCAAACAAACUGCAGAAGUAGAACCUUCCCACGAAACUACAGAAGUAGAACCUUCCAAACAAACUGCAGAAGUAGAACCUUCCAGGGAAACUGCAGAAGUAGAACCUUCCCACAAAACUUUAGAGCCUUCCAAACAAACUGCAGAAGUAAAACCUUCCAUGGAAACUUUAGAACCUUCCAAGCAAACUGUAGAAGAAGAACCUUCCCAUGAAACUUUAGAACCUUCCAAACAAACUGCAGAAGAAGAACCUUCCCACGAAACUUUAGAACCUUCCACGCAAACUGUAGAAGAAGAACCUUCCCACGAAACUUUAGAACCUUCCAAGCAAACUGUAGAAGAAGAACCUUCCCAUGAAACUGUAGAACCUUCCAAACAAACUGCAGAAGUAGAACCUUCCCACGAAACUUUAGAACCUUCCAAACAAACUGCAGAAGUAGAACCUUCCCACGAAACUAUAGAAGUAGAACCUUCCAAACAAACUGCAGAAGUAGAACCUUCCAAGGAAACUGCAGAAGUAGAACCUUCCCAUGAAACUUUAGAACCUUCCAAGCAAACUGUAGAAGAAGAACCUUCCCAUGAAACUUUAGAACCUUCCAAGCAAACUGUAGAAGAAGAACCUUCCCAUGAAACUUUAGAACCUUCCAAGCAAAUUGUAGAAGUAGAUCCUUCCAAGGAAACUUCAGAACCUCCAAAGGAAACUGCAGAAGUAGAACCUUCCCAUGAAACUGCAGAAGUAGAACCUUUCCAGGAAACUUUAGAACCUUUUGAGAAAACUGCAGAAGUAGAACCUUCCCAGGAAACUGCAGUAGUAGAACCUUCCCAGGAAACUGCAGUAGUAGAACCUUCCCAGGAAACUGCAGAAAUAGAACCUUCCAAUGAAAUGCCAAUAGAGACUUUAGAACAUUCAAAGGAAAACCCACAACAUUCAGAGGAAACUUCAGAACCUCCCACGGAAACUUCGGGGCCUUCCCAGGGAAACUCUUCUGAAAGCUUUGAAGUACCACACGAAUCAAAAAAAAAAAUUUCCUUUUGUCUCUGAAGUUGCCACAGGAAACUCCGGGAACCACACUGGUGCCGGUGGUGGAAACUUCAAAACCUUCCCUGUUAUCUUUGAAACUUUUGAAACCUCCUCUGAACCUGCUCAUGAACCCUCUAGGGACUAUGGCGUGCUGGCAGAGUCCUUUAUUAUGAU
Molecule: messenger RNA, 5104 nt
Organism: Scylla paramamosain (green mud crab)
Lineage: Eukaryota; Metazoa; Arthropoda; Malacostraca; Decapoda; Portunidae
Product: titin homolog
Exons: 2
Coding region: 179-4951 (1590 amino acids)
Source: RefSeq, a predicted model, not a curated record